GGCAGGGCUUUGGAACGCGUUCUUUUCGGGGUAAUUCCCCUGCCGCAGCUUCGCGUCGCUGCUUAGGGCUGGCGAGGACUUGGGAGAAAGUUGUUGUUGGCCCUUUUCUUUCUUGGGUCCGGUCGGUCGCGGGGACCUGUGCCUGGGGCUCCUCUCAAAGCGCUCUUUCUGGGCCCUAGCAGUCCGGAGGGGCCCCGCAGCACGGUUGCGGGAAGGAAUCCAGACCGUGACUGUGGACCGGCCACCAAGCUGGGGCUCGGACCCAGCUCCUCCAGGGGAACGUGCGCGCGUCCUCCGGCCUGCAGGCGUGUGUGCCAUGGAGGGCAGAGCGCACCCGAUGGAGCAGUGGGCUAGGACCCGUAGCCUCCCGCCGCUGGCCAGAGCCAGCCAGUUAGCUGGUAGGGCUGAGGGCCCUGGCGCUGCGCUCCUGGCCUGGCUGCAGUGGCCUAGAGAGAUCGCCGACCUGCGUCGCAGGUCUGCGAAUGCCGCCUCUUUGCUUCGCUCGUCCUCGCUCAAGGAGCGGUGUGCGCUCCUCCCGGGCACUGGUGGCGCUGAGGCCCAGCUUCAGCCGGCGCCGCCCCCGCUAGCUGUUAGCCAGGCCCCGCAAGCCGACAUUCAGUCCCUCCUCCUUCUGCUGUCUGGACUGAAGCGGGCCGGAGACCCGGGAUGCCAAGGGGUCUAUCCGAGAAAUCAUCCUGCCCAAAGGCUUGGAUCUGGACCGGCCCAAGAGGACUCGCACGUCCUUCACCGCGGAGCAGCUCUACAGGCUGGAGAUGGAGUUCCAGCGUUGCCAAUACGUGGUGGGCCGGGAGAGAACCGAGCUGGCUCGGCAGCUCAAUCUCUCUGAGACCCAGGUGAAGGUCUGGUUCCAGAAUCGGCGGACUAAGCAGAAGAAGGACCAGGGCAAGGACUCGGAGCUGCGCUCGGUGGUGUCGGAGACCGCCGCCACGUGCAGCGUGCUGCGGCUCUUGGAGCAAGGCCGCCUGUUGUCGCCUCCCGGGCUGCCCGCCUUGCUGCCGCCCUGUGCCACUGGCGCUCUAGGCUCGGCGUUGCGCGGGCCCAGCCUCCCGGCCCUGGGUGCAGGCGCUGCCGCGGGCUCCGCCGCUGCCGCCGCCGCUGCCGCCGCCGCCACUGCCCCGGGUCCCGCAGGCGCGGCGUCCCAGCACCAGCCGGCCGUGGGCGGCGCUCCCGGCCCAGGGCCUGCAGGGCCGGGAGGACUGCACGCGGGAGCACCGACUGCCAGCCACGGUCUCUUCAGCCUGCCGGUGCCGUCGCUGCUAGGCUCUGUCGCCAGCCGCCUGUCCUCCGCCCCGUUGACGAUGGCUGGUUCGCUAGCCGGGAAUUUGCAAGAACUCUCAGCCCGUUACCUGAGCUCCUCGGCCUUCGAGCCUUACUCCCGGACCAACAAUAAAGAAGGGGCCGAGAAAAAAGCGCUGGACUGAUUUUAAGUGUUACCCUGUAUUUAUAUUUAUAACAUCUCUUGUGGUGGUAUUUAUGAACUCGCCUGCGUUAGGCGCCCAGUGCUCCUGCGCUGGCCUUCCUGGCCCCCACUAGGCUUCUGACGCCCCCACCCUCACCCCACCCCACCCCGCACCCCACCCACCCCGUGCAGGCUACUGGUUUCAACUUACUCGGGCUGUUUUGCUCUCUCUACUUUUCCUCCCUCCCUCCAACCCGGCUUCUUUCUGAAUCCAGGAAUGAUCCAAAGAAUUGGGGAGAAAUACCCGAAUUAGCCAACCCCCACCCUGCUAGCCAGGGAAGGAACAGACUGAGCCUAAGUCCAGGUCCUGACACCUGUUCUGGAUAGGAGCACUACACAGUGCUUCUAUGAAUAUUCGCAAGAGGAACUAUGUUUGUAGGGCGCCAGGGACCGGAAAGGCUUCUUGGUUUUUAAGACCCAAACAGAAGGGCCUAUGCCCUCUUGUCAGAGAAACCAGGGCUUUGGGAGAAUUCCUGGCCCCGAUUUUUAGACCUCUCAGGAUAAUUGGUGCAUACUCAGCUCCUGUCUAGAACAGAGCUGAUGGGUUUUAUUCCCUUUAGGAAGAUUAUCGCAGGCUCUCCGACCCCCAGAAACGAUCAAGCAAACAUCCUGUUAGGCAAAGGUGGUUAUAAAUUUGAUCUAACAGCAAUAAAGCAAGAGUAAUUUUUACAUAAAACCAGAUGAAGUUUUACCUGUUUUUAAAUAUUCAUAAAUAGUUGAGUUUGCAAGAUGUACGGAAAUCGGGCUAGAGAACGCACUACGGGACGUGCGAAAUUAAAAUCUCUCGGGUGUUGUGACUUUAGGUAGGAAUUUAAAGAGGAGAAGAAAAGCCAAUGACAGAAGGUUGAGAAUCUUUUCUGGGACUGUUCUGGGCGGUGGCCCACAGCUUCCUGCUCCUCGCAGGAGAGAGCUCGGUGGCUGGUGUCAGUCUCCUGUCACAGGGGCUUCUUCUUUCUAGAGGCUCCCCGAAGGAGCUACAGCAGAAUAGUUGGGGCUGGAAGUAAAUCAGCAUGCAUUAUAUUUGCUUUGGCUUCUAAACACUAUCUACAAAGGCUUUUCACCAAGCAGGAAGGGCCGGAAUUUUCGAGCAGUUGCUUUUCGAAGGACAGGUUGGGGUGCCUGGCUUGGCCUUCACAGUUCAUAGUUUCUUGGUGCCAGUGGUUCCUUGUAUGGCAGGCAGGGCAAGUACUUCCUCUCCCUUCUCAACCCUAGGGCGUCAGACAUCCCAUCCCAAGUUAAAACCCUUACCACCACGCGGGUGCAGCCCCAGCCCUCGCAGCAAGGGCAGCCCCCAGAGCCAUCGCCACUCGCAAUUUAACCAAAACCACAGGCCCAGAGAGCGAGGUGCCUCAGUAUCUAGAAUGUAUUCACCCAUCUGAAACAAGCUCAAAACAUUUUAAAGAAAAAAGUAACUUUAUUGUAAAUUAUUUACAUCCGAAUUUUUUCAUCUUUCUUUUUCCCAUUUCUUCUCUCUCUCUCUCUCUCUCUCUCUCUCUCUCUCUCUCUCUCUCUCUCUCUCUCUGCAAAUAGCGAAGAAAAUAACGAACGAUUCAAACGCGGGUAGGUGUCACUGAAUCCUGGCUACUAAUUGUGUUCUGGACGUCUUGGCUCUUUGGAUGUUUUUGUAUUUAUGUGGUGAGAGUGAAAUAUAUAUAUCUAUGAUGAUAAA
Messenger RNA from Mus musculus (house mouse), 3149 nucleotides. RefSeq names its product ventral anterior homeobox 1 (gene Vax1). Gene Ontology annotation, cellular component: nucleus. Gene Ontology annotation, molecular function: DNA binding; DNA-binding transcription factor activity, RNA polymerase II-specific; sequence-specific double-stranded DNA binding. Gene Ontology annotation, biological process: anatomical structure morphogenesis; regulation of DNA-templated transcription. The record is from RefSeq and is a predicted model, not a curated record. The transcript has 3 exons. NCBI's taxonomy places the organism in Eukaryota, Metazoa, Chordata, Mammalia, Rodentia, Muridae. Bases 774 to 1442 code for a protein of 222 amino acids.